AUGCCACCACCACUGGCCCCUCUGUCUCAUGCUACGCAUACCAAGAUCUGGAAUGAUCUCGAAUGGCUCGCCGUGCCAGCAGACGUCGAUGUCAACAACGCCCUUUCAUGUGCUGUAAAAGCUACCUCCGUUGGCGUAAACAGCGUCAUUGCCUCCGAGUAUUCGGUCUAUUCCUCGUCCACGGCCGCUGCCGCUGCUGCCGCCCAGUCGGCAGCCUCGGCAGCACUGAAGAUUUCUGGAGAUAUUGCUAUUGCCCUAUAA
Messenger RNA from Penicillium argentinense, 261 nucleotides. RefSeq lists its product as uncharacterized. NCBI's taxonomy places the organism in Eukaryota, Fungi, Ascomycota, Eurotiomycetes, Eurotiales, Aspergillaceae. The record is from RefSeq and is a predicted model, not a curated record. The coding region runs from base 1 to 261 and encodes 86 amino acids. The transcript has 2 exons.